AGUAUACACUAUACGGCAUCCCAUCUUUUUUCAUAUAAAAAAAAAGAAAAAAUACACAUUGUUCAAAUUGUUCCACAAGUCCAAACCCCGUCAAUUCGAAUGAAUAAGAGCGGAAGGUCAAGUAAUCGCAUAACAUAAUACAGAAAGAAGGGAAUUUGCCAAGCUUCUAUUCGCUGACUUGAUGAAACCACAGAGAUGGCUAAACCAAACUGCUUCAAUGAAUGCAUCUUUAGAAACUGGCGCGACGCAUGACUCUCCACCAACGUCUAACAGUAAAAGUGCCAACUCUAAAUCAAGCAAAAGAUCGCGUAUUGCACGUGCAUGUGAUUUCUGUCGACGCAAAAAAUCCAAAUGUUAUGGCGCACCAGGUCAACCUUGUUCUAGCUGCAUAAGCUAUGGCGUCACUUGCGAAUUCACUGACGGGUAAAAGAAGAAUGGAAAGGAAAGGAGAGUAAAAAAUGGGGGGGGGGAAAGAAAGCUG
This is a messenger RNA of Zychaea mexicana, 481 nucleotides long. RefSeq lists its product as uncharacterized. The record is from RefSeq and is a predicted model, not a curated record. Gene Ontology annotation, biological process: regulation of DNA-templated transcription. NCBI's taxonomy places the organism in Eukaryota, Fungi, Mucoromycota, Mucoromycetes, Mucorales, Lichtheimiaceae. The transcript is spliced from 4 exons. The coding region runs from base 182 to 427 and encodes 81 amino acids. Gene Ontology annotation, molecular function: zinc ion binding; DNA-binding transcription factor activity, RNA polymerase II-specific.